AGCACAUUUCGUCCUUGGAUCCUGACCUUAACACUGCCAAUUAGACGACCUCGUAAAGGUCGUGUGUUGUGUGACUUUAGCGUCAUCCCAUAGGACGUCCUCAUGUUUGUCAAAUGGGUGGUUCUGAGAGAAAUGAACACCUGAAACAUGGUGAUGGUGCACCUAAACAUAAGCGUCCGAACUUUUUUCGAAAAUUGGGAGAUCGUAUUCUCCGAGCUUUCCACAGGAAGCCUCGUGGUCGUAUAACACGAAUCGAUGAUAGAUACACUCAUUCAACUGGCGACCUUAUUAAUGAUGUACAGGACUCCAGAACAAAAACAACCGAUGACUUUAGUUCCUCCGGUGUUCGAUGUGAACUUCCUGGCCCAUCAUUGAGGUGA
Dicrocoelium dendriticum is the source of this 380-nucleotide messenger RNA. The record is from the annotation of a GenBank genome assembly. Lineage: Eukaryota; Metazoa; Platyhelminthes; Trematoda; Plagiorchiida; Dicrocoeliidae.